AUGUCUCUAAGCUGUGCCGUGGUGUGUGUUUUGUUGUGUUUUUCUCACUCGAGUCACGCGCCUGCUGUGAAUCUCCAGCGUUUUAUCGGCUGUGCUGUCAGAGAGUUCACCUUCCUGGCCCAGAAACCAGGAUGUGGGAGACUGCAGAUCAUCACCGACGCCUGCUGGGGGCGCUGUGAGACCUGGGAGAAACCGAUCCUGGACCCGCCCUUCAUCGAGUCCCGUCAGCGAGUGUGCACUUACAACCAGACCCGAUUCAUCACCGUGCAGCUGCCCAACUGCUCGGCCGGCGUGGAUCCGUACUACACCUACCCCGUGGCCCUGAGGUGUGAGUGUGGCGUGUGUGUGACCAGCACCACCGAGUGUAUCACCUCCGUCUGAGACAGACAGCCAGGAGACUCGCGUUCCGUCUCUCUUUUCCAUCUUUCCGUACCUGCUAAACCAGCGACGUGAAUGAAAAUAUAUCAUUAUGAUUGAAAGUGAAUCAUCAUGGUGCUGUGUGUUGAUGAGAGAGAGAGAGAGAGAGAGAGAGAGAGAGAGAGAGAGAGAGAGAGCGAUAGAGAGCGAUCCCAUCGAGUCUAUCAUCAAAUACUUUACUAGACAACAUUACAGGCAGGAUGUAUUAAAGGUGCGGUAUGUCAUAUUUAAAAGUAUUUCAAGACCUGUAACAGUCUUCCCAUUUUAAAGACACCUUAGCGAGUGUGUGAUUAACGAAAUUAGAUUUCAAUGCAUCGUUCUAGAUACUUCAUUAUAGGCUUCUGUUUACAUCCUUGACGUUCUGGCCCUGAAAUUAGCUUCACCUCCGACCAGAGCAAGCAAAGGCACAAGCUGUAUGUAGUGCGAACCGAGCAGACCAGAUCAGCUGGAGCGAUCGUGAAGGCUGCUCAAUGUCUCCUUCAAAGUUGCAGUUCUCCUCGCAGGCACUAGAGGGCUCAAAAAUAAUUACAAACAGCUCCUUUAAUACAUUUUGUAUCAUGUACUGCUAUCAAAAUGGCAGAAAUCCAGACCUAAAACUUGCACUAAUGGAAAGCUUUAAAACUAUUAAAACAUUUUG
Ictalurus punctatus (channel catfish) is the source of this 1054-nucleotide messenger RNA. RefSeq names its product glycoprotein hormone subunit beta 5 (gene gphb5). The record is from RefSeq and is a predicted model, not a curated record. NCBI's taxonomy places the organism in Eukaryota, Metazoa, Chordata, Actinopteri, Siluriformes, Ictaluridae. Gene Ontology annotation, molecular function: hormone activity. Bases 1 to 381 code for a protein of 126 amino acids. The transcript is spliced from 2 exons. Gene Ontology annotation, biological process: G protein-coupled receptor signaling pathway; regulation of thyroid hormone receptor signaling pathway. Gene Ontology annotation, cellular component: extracellular region; cytoplasm.